Messenger RNA from Cololabis saira (Pacific saury), 1706 nucleotides. RefSeq lists its product as uncharacterized. The coding region runs from base 272 to 1549 and encodes 425 amino acids. Gene Ontology annotation, molecular function: nucleic acid binding. The transcript has 5 exons. The record is from RefSeq and is a predicted model, not a curated record. NCBI's taxonomy places the organism in Eukaryota, Metazoa, Chordata, Actinopteri, Beloniformes, Belonidae.
ACAACACACCAGAAAAUUGUGACACGCUAUUUCAAAACUCACAACACACCAGAAAAAUGUGACACGCUAUUUCAAAACUCACAACACAACACACCAGAAAAUUGCACGCUAUUUCAAAACUCACAACACAACACACCAGAAAAUUGCGACACGCUAUUUCAAAACUCACAACACAACACAUUAACUCACAACGGAAAUACGACGGACCAUAUUUUCUGACGGACCGUUUUGAUUCCGACAGCGGGCUCUGGGAGAUUUCAAUGAGAGUAAAAUGUACUGUCCUUUUUGUGGAUCUGGCCUGCAUUCACAAAAUGCAUUCUGCAGUUCAUGUGGAAAAGACAUCAAAUUCUUGCAUGAUGCUGAUAAGCCUGGCACAAGUGGAGGUCAUGAAACUACAAUGGUGGAUGAACUUAUCCAUAAGUAUUUCACAGAAGGCCAUACUUAUGAAAUAAUACUCGACUUACUGACAACUAAGCACAACAUUUCAAUGAGUCUUGGGACUUUAAAAAGAAGACUACAAGAUGCAGACCUAACCAGGAGGACUAACUACACUCCAAUUGCUACUGUGCGGGCAGCUAUUUCAGAAGAAAUUCAGGGAUCAGGCAAGCUCUUAGGUUACCGAGCGAUGUGGCAGACUCUGAAACAGAAGUACUCUUUUACAGUAAGAAGAUGUGAUGUGAUGCACCUGAUGGGAGAACUGGACCCGCUGGGGAAAGAGAAACGUUCUAGACGCAAGUUUGUCCGAAGAACAUACCACUCAAAUGGACCCAAUGAGGUCUGGCAUGUUGAUGGGUAUGACAAAUUGAAACCUUUUGGAAUUGCCAUAAGUGGCUGUAUUGAUGGCUUUUCCAGAAAAGUUUUGUGGCUCAAAUGCGGGAAGUCCAACAAUGAUCCUAGAGUCAUUGCUCAAAAUUACAUUGAGUGUGUCGCUGAGUUUGGAGUUUGUCCAAUGCGGCUCCGCACUGACUGUGGCACUGAAAAUGGACUGAUGGCAGCGCUUCAUUGUUCUUUGAGAUCUGAGCAUACAGAUGAGUUUGCAGGAGCCAAAAGCCACAUGUAUGGGACUUCAACAUCCAACCAACGCAUUGAAAGCUGGUGGUCCUACUUUCGCAAACAAAGGAGUCAAUUUUGGAUGGAUCUAUUCAGUGACUUGAGGGAGAGGCAUCUGUUCAAUGGCAGCUACGAACACACAAAUUUGCUGCGAUACUGCUUUUUGGAUGUCCUGCAGAAAGAACUGAAUGAAUACAAGCAGCAAUGGAACACUCACAUUAUUCGUCCAGUUCGGCAAUCCAGAUGCCCAUCUGGAAGACCAGAGGCAAUGUACUUUUUGCCUAACAGGUUUAAUGGGAGGAACUGUGGAUUUCCAUCAUCAACCCAAGUUCUUAGUCAGCUUGAAAGCCUCAUGCCAGCACCAGCAACUCCUGAGGGAGAUAAUGACCAGCAAACCCGCUACGAACAAUUACAAAGACAAAGUGGUUUGACACCACUUCUUCAGUGGGAAUCUGCUGUAGAGACAUACAUCACCUUGAAGAACAUGGCUGAUAUUUAAUAUAUACUAUUUGUCCGGUAAUCCUUUAAAGUACACACACCAAAGCUUUCAGAGAUUUAACAGAAGAGCCUGCAGUCAAAGAAUUUUAUUUUUUAAAUUUUCAGCAAAACAAGCUGUCUUCAGUGCCACUUAAAUGUACAUAAAAUGUAUACUCAAA